Molecule: messenger RNA, 1251 nt
Organism: Rhinichthys klamathensis goyatoka
Lineage: Eukaryota; Metazoa; Chordata; Actinopteri; Cypriniformes; Leuciscidae
Product: putative nuclease HARBI1
Exons: 2
Coding region: 364-1251 (295 amino acids)
Source: RefSeq, a predicted model, not a curated record
AGGAGUGCAUAUUGCUGAUAUUACUUAGGCGGCAACAAAGAGAGUGCAGAGAUAGGCAGUGGUAUGUUCGCCCUUUAAAUCAAAGAAGAGAUCAGGAUGGGGAGUUUAUGUCUCUGGUGCUUCCCAUGCGAAGCCUGGACGAGGAGAGACAUUUCCAGUAUUUUAGGAUGUCGGCGCCAAAAUUCGAUCAACUGCUCUCACAAGUCGUCCGCUUUCUCCCGGACACUCACCAAAAUCACCGCAACCCGAUUGGAGCUUCGCAAAGGCUUGCAGUGACUUAGCGGUACCUUACGACAGGCAUCAGCCUGCAGGCACUUUCUGCCAGCUACAAAAUGGGCACCAGCACUGUUUCGGGCAUUGUUGAUGUGUUGUGCCAUCUGGAAUGCCCUUCAGGGGGAGUUCAUGGCCUUUCCUUCGCGCAGUCAGUGGCAGGACAUAGCGGAGGACUUUUGGAGACAGUGGCAGUUUCCCCUAUGUGUCGGAGCGAUUGAUGGGAAGCAUGUUCGCAUCAGAGCACCACCACGAUCAGGCAGCGACUUCUACAAUUACAAAGGUUUUUUUUCUAUUAUCCUAAUGGCAGCUGCUGAUGCGAACUAUAGAUUUAUUUACGUCGAUGUUGGCGCAUUCGGGCGUGAGAGCGAUGGAGGUGUUUUGGGCCGCAGUGCGUUUGGAUCCAGACUGGCAGAGGGAAAGCUCAAUCUACCUGCUCCUGCUGUCCUACCGGGCACCACAACGCCCAGUCCUUUUUUUUUCCUGGGGGAUGAGGCAUUUCCCUUACAGGAGAACCUGAUGCGACCCUAUCCAGGCACGAACCUGCAGGAUAGGAAGCGAAUUUACAAUUACCGACAGGCCAGGGCGAGACGCGUGGUGGAGAAUGCCUUCGGUAUAUUGGCUGCGCGCUUCCGAAUUAUCAGCCGCCCGAUUGACUGCAAACCUGAAAAAGCGGUGAAGCUCGUGAAGGCGUGCGUGGCUCUCCACAACUUUCUGGCAUCCACUGAACGUGCCAGAUACAUGCCCGCCACCUUUGUGGAUGCGACGUCUGACACCGGAGAGGUCCAGCCUGGAGAGUGGAGGCAGCACGUUGUGGGGGACCAGAACAUGGUCGACGGACCACGGUGUUCGGUCGGCAGCAGCAGACCCUCCCGGAAAGCGGCACUUGUCAGGGAGCAGCUGGCUGAUUACUUUUUAUCAGAUGCUGGCGUGUUUCCCCACCAGUACAGUGUGCUACGAUUGGGUACCACUGACCAAUAA